AUGGGCUGCUGUGGUUGUGGAAGUUGCGGCGGGGGCUGCGGCGGCGGCUGCGGCGGCGGCUGCGGCGGGGGCUGCGGCGGCUGCAACAGCUGCAGAUGCUACCGGGUGGGCUGCUGCACCAGCUGCUGCCCCUGCUGCUACGGCUGCUGCGGGGGCUGCUGCAGCGUCCCCGUGGUCUGCUGCCACCGCCGCACCUGCAGCUGCAACUCGUGUGGGAAGGGCUGCUGCCAGCAGAAGUGCUGCUGCCACAAGCAGUGCUGCCACUGA
Molecule: messenger RNA, 267 nt
Organism: Dama dama (fallow deer)
Lineage: Eukaryota; Metazoa; Chordata; Mammalia; Artiodactyla; Cervidae
Product: small cysteine and glycine repeat-containing protein 9-like
Exons: 1
Coding region: 1-267 (88 amino acids)
Source: RefSeq, a predicted model, not a curated record